AAACGGCGGCAGAGUGAAGAAAUAAAUAGAAAAAUGAGAACAGCGGUGAUGAAAAAGUACGCGAAAAUGGCGAGGCGGACGAAGUCCGCACGGUUUUAACAGUCAAAAGUCUAAAUUAGCAGUGCACGAUCGUCCAUUUGGCUGUUCAACAUGUGAGUUUGACCAUCGAAGUGAUUGAUUUCGUGAGAUAGAACCUAAAUCAGAAUCGGUGCUCGAGCGAAACUCGAUGAUAAAGAUGCUUGGAGCGCACCUGUUGGCUAGUAGUUAAAUGAGCUUAAUAACAUGAAAGAAUGAAACGAGAUACUGUUAUUACCUGCCUGGAGCCAACUCGCAGAGCCCAAACGAUGACAACAGUGCUGGAGGGUAGGUACCAGCAGCUCGAGACAUAUUCGGAGGGUGAAGAUGAAGCACGGGAUGGGAAUGGGGAAGAAACGCCGCAAGAAUCGGGGAUGAUGAUGCAAGUCGUCCCUGACGAUGGCAAAUCGAGAUGGAAUCACAUAGAAGAUCUGGACUCGUUCUUCACUAGAACGUACCAUUACCACCAAAAGCACGGAUUCGCGUGUAUGAUGCUUCAGCAGACUCUAGAACUUGGACAAUUUAUCUUUGUAGUUACGUUUUCAACUUUCCUUUUCCACUGCGUCGACUAUUCAAUCUUAUUUAGGAACAACGUUAUGAACAAUACAUCGCACAAAACAUCGAUAAACGAUGCAUUAUACUCUCCAAGCGAAUGUGCAGCAUCCAUGGGCCUGAUAACGUGGAUCUGCAUUCUAGUCGCAGCAAUUUUCUGGAUGUUUCGUGCUGUCAAAGUAUUAUGCCACCUGUCACAAUUCUGGGACAUAAAGCAGUUUUUCAACACAGCACUGAAGAUCGAAGAUCGCGAAUUGGACAAUCUGACUUGGCACGAAGUCCAGAGGCGUGUUAGGGAUGUUCAAAUCGACUUGCAAAUGUGUAUACACAAGCGGGAGCUGUCUGAGCUAGAUAUAUACCAUAGAAUAUUGAGAUUUAAAAAUUACAUGGUAGCCAUGAUCAAUAAGUCACUAUUACCUGUCAGACUGAAUUUUCCGAUAAUCGGAGAAGUCAUAUUCAUGACACAGGGCCUAAAAUACAACAUGGAGUUAUUAUUGUUUUGGGGGCCUUGGUCGCCUUUUGUAAACAACUGGCACCUCAAAGAAGACUACAAAAAAUUUAACAAAAGACAGGAACUGGCACGGGCAUUAUCCAAACACAUAUUGUGGGUCAGCGUUAUUAAUUUCAUCUUGUGUCCAUUAGUUUUUCUCUGGCAAAUAUUGUAUUCUUUCUUCAACUAUGGAGAGAUAAUAAAGAGGGAACCAGGCACUCUCGGAUCUCGAACGUGGUCUCUUUACGGUCGCUUGUAUCUUCGCCAUUUCAACGAACUUGACCACGAGCUGAACGCGCGGUUGAACCGUGCCUACCGUCCGGCGUCAAAGUAUAUGAGCAUAUUCACGUCACCAGUAAUGACGGUGAUCGCGAAGAACGUUGCUUUCGUUGCCGGCAGCAUAUUUGCUGUAUUAUUGAUACUGACGAUCUACGACGAAGAUGUAUUAACCGUCGAACACGUUUUAACGACAAUGACGAUGCUGGGUGCGGUUGUCGCCGGCGCAAGGGCUUUCAUACCUGACGAAAACCUUGUCUGGUGCCCCGAGCAACUUCUCACCGCAGUCUUGGCUCACACUCAUUACAGGCCCGACAGUUGGCGGGGACACGCUCACACUAUGUCGACCAGAGCUCAAGUAGCUCAGCUCUUUCAGUACAGAGCCGUGCACCUGCUGGAAGAACUGUUGUCGCCGCUCUUCACACCGUUCAUUCUCUGUUUUCAAAUGAGACCACGAGCUCUGGACAUCGUCGACUUUUACAGAAACUUCACCAUCGAAGUUACCGGCGUCGGUGACGUCUGCAGCUUUGCUCAAAUGGAUGUCAGGAAGCACGGCAAUCCCAUGUGGCAGACCGCGCCUCAGACCCCUGGUGUCGAGGAGCGUAAUAUCGGAUUCGACAACAAGUACGGCGACCACCUCGACAAGAUUCACGUCCCCAUGUCCAAUCAGUACACUCAGGCUGAGGAUGGGAAGACGGAACUCUCCCUCAUACAUUUCACUCUCACUAAUCCAGAGUGGAGACCUCCUAGUCACGCGGAAACUUUCGUCACUGGGCUCAGGGAAAGGGCCAAGAAAGAUGUCACCGACAUUCCAAACGACAUCAAUCCGCUCUAUAGCAGCUUGAACAGCUUGUCCAGUUUGGGGGCUGGGUACAACAAUUUAGUAUCCAGCAUAAUACACGGCACCUUAUUGAACCAGUCCCAAACCACGGCGUCUGGAGUACACGGAGGUUUCAUGAACCAGCCGGGAAUGUCGAGUGCCUUCGGAGCUCCCGAGGAUUCGCCGAACGACGCUAGAUCCGGCGCAGCGUCGCCUGCCGUUCGCGGUGGGCUGAACAGGGCCGAAGGACCUCUCCACAACGAUCGAGGUCUCCUUCACAGUCUGCAUCAAGGACUGUCCAACCAGUCGCUCGGGGCUUCGAUAUUUGGUUCCGGGCACGAUCUGUCGCCGGAAGUUACGGUUCCAGUGGAAUUAACCGCUGCUGAUAUGUCCCUAUCUACACUGUACCUGCACGAACUUCAUUAUAGACAAAUUAGAAGACGAGGCUAUCAAGAAAUGGCAACUAGAAGUAUAUGGCAACGAAGCCCAGUUCAAGAAUUGGCCACUCUUUCGGAAGUGAGACAGGAAAGAGUGCCGCUGCUACGUCACGUGGAUUCUUCUGUGAGAAGUUCAGGCCGGGAUUCUUAGCACAAUAUUUAAUUACUCUUAUAAUACACAUACACACAUACACGUGUGUCAAUUUUACCACCGUCUCACGGCAGAUAUAGCCUACAUACCUAUAUACUAGACGUAGUGUAUAUAUGAAUAUAUGUAUAAAUAGUGUGUAUGCGUUAUGCAAUGAAAAACAAGCAAAUAAGUAAAAGAAAAUCUUUAGUAUCAUUUUUAAACGAAGAAAACGAUAACAUUUUUACUCACUUAACGAUAUACUACGUACAGUAUGUGAGGUAUAUUUGCAUUGAGCUGGUAAGAUUGAUUUCACCAUAUCACUUAGACACAACUCACGCCGCGUAUGUAUGUGAACCGAAUUUUGAAAAAUUUCAGACUUAAGAUCACCUCUAGAUUAUUUUCGGUAUAUAUCGUUCAUUUUUCUCUUAUUUUUUUAGAAUAUUUUAAAGAAAUCGGCAGUCGAACUUUAAGGCAAAGAAGGAACAGAAGAAAAAAACAAAACAAAAGAUUAUAUUCUUUUAUACACGCGUGUGUUAUUAUUGCUCUUAUUAUUAUCGAUAUUGAUAUUAUUUGCACAAAGGAUUUAUCCGAUCAUUGUUGCAAAUAUUAUCCCUACGAAUCACAGCUGUGAUUGGUUGUAAGAUAUUUACCUACGUAAAACUUAUGAUAAUGAUCCGAUUGAAAGCAUUUUUCGCUAAUUGUAUCUACAGACUACGUUUUUGCAAUGUCUAAUAAUACUACUACUAUUACUACUAUUACUUUACUGUUACUACUACUACCAACUACCACUGCUGCUGCUACUACUACUAUUACUACUAUUACCGUAUCGCUGUUAUGAUCGAAUCUUUCGCAUAUUCGUACAUGCGUGUUGAAAAAGAACACGUUAGAUGAUGUAUUAAUUUUUUUUAAUUUUCGAACGCCACGAUUCUCUAGUCAUGAUAAUAGUUAACGUUAUACGUCACGUAAUGUAAAUGCCGUGCAAUUUCAUGAAUGACGAUACGAAAAUACGGUCCAGGCCCGUUGGUAAAGGAGCCGAGAUGGGGAAUCGAGCGGGAGGGUAUCGCGGCUUAUUAUAGAUAUGCUGUGUAUAUAAAGCUUGUUCAAAUAUCAGUUUAUACUGCGUAUAGCAUGCAUGUAAAAAUCAGCAUUGGUAAUUUUUUAUAGGAAGCUGGAAAGGCAACCUGAAUACGAAUCGUUAUAUUUUAUUGAAAUAAGACGCAAAAAAAAAAAAAAAAGUGUAUGUUGGACUAUUUUCACAGAAGCGCUUGCUUUUUUGAAAAAUAUACCUAGUCCGAUAUUUAUUUUAUUUUCAAUUCUCUCUUGAAUCAAUUUAGACCCAGGAAUUCGUAAGUAGCCGUACGAUUUCUCACAGUUCUACGAUCAGCGAUAGAUAUGAAUGCGGAUAGUAAAAGUAAAUGAAUUCAUGAAACACGUGUGCGUUUGUUUAUGUACACCUUCGCUUUCUCCACUGGUCUGGAAAUACUAAUCUAUUCAUACUUUUAUUUAUUUUUCAAGGUUCGAUGUAUUCUACCUGAACCUGUGUGUUUUAUCAAAAGAAGAAAAACUCCAUCAAUUUGUACAGACGAUUUUAUUACACUAAUCAUACUUUUUCCUUUCCUUCCGCUACAACGAGACUUGAAGAUGGUGAAACUUACUUGUAAUUAGUUCAAUAUUUAUACGACGGCAUGAAUAGUGUGCCGUUAUUUUAAUCAGAUCAAAAAAAAAGAAAAAAAAGAACAAUACGCUAUUACCUUAUCGACUUGAUGAAAAAUGUGAUCAUACCAUGUAAAUUAAAACUGUUUAUCGGAAACGGUAUAACUCUAUCGUCGAUCAUCGUAUCGUAGUAGGGAUAUUUACAGUCUCUUAAUCGAAAUGAAAGUAAAAAUCACUUUCACGGU
Messenger RNA from Diprion similis, 4678 nucleotides. It is a transcript of the gene Atg9, whose product is annotated as autophagy-related protein 9A. The transcript has 8 exons. The coding region runs from base 291 to 2801 and encodes 836 amino acids. Gene Ontology annotation, cellular component: phagophore assembly site; autophagosome. Gene Ontology annotation, biological process: autophagy of mitochondrion; protein localization to phagophore assembly site. NCBI's taxonomy places the organism in Eukaryota, Metazoa, Arthropoda, Insecta, Hymenoptera, Diprionidae. The record is from RefSeq and is a predicted model, not a curated record.